AUGUUUUCGUCUACAAGCGUGUCAACACUGCUUCGCUCGCUAUUACCCAGCCCGUGGAGCAGCACUAUCGUGCGGUCGAAGAAUUACCUCAAUCGGCCACGGCUUCGCAAUCCCGUCUGGUUCGUAAAGAAAACGCGCACGCUGCACGAUGAACAAUUCACCGUGGAUAACACCGCAUUUCUGAAAGAAGUAAAGUUGGAAACCAUCCAAGCGGCAGCACAACGCAACCAGUCGAAUCUGCUGCAGUUAGCAAACAACGAUCAAGUUGCCCAAUGGAGCCCGGGCUUGAAGCGGACGGGCGUGAUUGCCAAAAAGAUCGGCCAGUAUCCAAUGUGGACGAAAAAUGGUCAGAAAAUACGUACCACACUGUUGCAGAUCAUCGACAAUGAGGUUGUAAAGUACAUACCACCGGAAGAGUAUCGUCCAUCGCAGGAACCACGCCAGCGACGCAAUUGGCGCAGACCUUACGGCUGUCUGCUGGUUGGAGCGGAACAUGGUGAUCCUUCACUCUUCACCAAGGAGUACGCCGGAUUGUUCCAGAACUCGGGAGUCCUGCCUAAGAAGCACCUGUGUCGGUUCAUCAUCUCACCCGAGGCUGCCCUUUCGCCUGGGACCGCCCUCACCGUCGGACACUUUCGCGUGGGUGACUACGUGGACGUGAGGGGACUUACGGUUGACCGAGGGUUCCAGGGUGUUGUCAAGCGACACGGUUUCAAGGGCAUGCCGAAAUCACACGGUGUUACGAAGACCCACCGUAGGCCUGGUAAUAUUGGCGCAGGUGGUAAUAAGGCACGUGUCUGGCCUGGCACCAAGAUGCCCGGUCACAUGGGCAACCGUUGGCGGGUGUUGCGUGGUCUUCAGAUUUUGCGUAUUAAUGCUCAGCAUAAUGUGCUGUGGGUGAUGGGUAGCAAUAUCGCUGGCAACACGAAUGGCAUCGUGUAUAUUUACGAUACAGUGCUACCGCUGCGGAAGCAUGGUGCAAAGGGUGUGCGACCUGGGCCUCCACCCUUCCCGACUGCCCUGGAACCGCUUCCGGCAGAUGCGGGCGACGUUUGGCUGGAGGACUUGCACGAUUUCCGCAGCCUCUCCAUCACGUAUAGUGCCAGCAACGAGUAG
Messenger RNA from Anopheles nili, 1116 nucleotides. RefSeq names its product 39S ribosomal protein L3, mitochondrial (gene mRpL3). Gene Ontology annotation, biological process: translation. NCBI's taxonomy places the organism in Eukaryota, Metazoa, Arthropoda, Insecta, Diptera, Culicidae. Gene Ontology annotation, cellular component: ribosome; mitochondrial large ribosomal subunit. Gene Ontology annotation, molecular function: structural constituent of ribosome. Bases 1 to 1116 code for a protein of 371 amino acids. The record is from RefSeq and is a predicted model, not a curated record. The transcript is spliced from 4 exons.